This is a messenger RNA of Cataglyphis hispanica, 1254 nucleotides long. RefSeq names its product odorant receptor Or2-like. Gene Ontology annotation, cellular component: plasma membrane. The record is from RefSeq and is a predicted model, not a curated record. Bases 1 to 1206 code for a protein of 401 amino acids. Gene Ontology annotation, molecular function: odorant binding; olfactory receptor activity. The transcript has 9 exons. Gene Ontology annotation, biological process: detection of chemical stimulus involved in sensory perception of smell; sensory perception of smell. Lineage: Eukaryota; Metazoa; Arthropoda; Insecta; Hymenoptera; Formicidae.
AUGCUGGUGAAUAUACUUCGAGAGUACAAUAUCAAUAGAAUAUUUUUGUCGUGCUUAGGUCUCUGGCCAUUCCAACGUAAGCUCGCGAAAUGUUUAUUGCCGAUGUUCUACUUUGUACUCGAGUUAAGUUACUUGCCAUUUGAGAUAAGAACAUUGUACAUGCAUAGACACAAUAAACAAAUGAUCUUUGAAUGUCUGUAUCAAAUAACUGUAACGUUGGCUUUCCUUGUAAAAUUAUUGAAUCAGCUUUGGUAUCGCAGCAAGUUUCAGCAUUUAUAUGAAACUAUGGAAAAUCAUUGGAAUAUAUUUACGAAUGAACUCGAAGUUCAAAUUAUGAAAACUUAUUCUGCCAUAGCACACAAAUUUUCAGUAUCUUACUCCAUACUCGUAUACGUUAUGAUGUCAAUGUUUAUCAUAAUACCUUCAUUAGGACCGAUGCUUCUUGAUAUCGUGCUACCUCUUAAUGAAUCGCGUCCGCGACAUUUUGCAGUGUACGCCGAAUACGGUGUAGAUCAAAAUAAGUAUUUUGUAGAAAUAUUUUUAUAUACCACUAUCAUGAUCACGAUGGGUAUAACCAUCAUGGUGUCUGUUGAUACUAUGCAUGUUGCAUGCACUGCGCAUGCAUGUAGCUUAUUCCAAGUUGUCGGACAACAAAUUGAGAACAUAAUAUCGCAUGUGCAUGAAGUCAACGAGACUGGAUAUCACGCGAAUACGGAGUAUGAAUUGUUCAAUGAGAAAAUGAUAUAUCGAAAGUACAUUGUGUGUUUGAAGAAACAUCAACUUGCUUUACAGUAUGUCGAUAUAUUGAACGACACGUAUAAGAUUGUGGGAAUUAGCUUUUCAAUAUUGAUUGGCGCGGUUUUCAGUUUGAUUGGAGUUCGCAUUGUCUAUGUAUUAGACCAAGUGGAAGAAAUGAUUAGAUUUACGUUUAUAAUCAUGGGAGCAUUAUUACAAUUGAUGAUCGCGUGUUAUUCCGGCCAGAAAUUAAUGGAUGCAAGUCAGAAUAUAUUUCACCAAACAUAUGCAGCGCAAUGGUAUAAGUUCUCGCCAAGAUUAAAGUCAUUGUUAAUUAUAACUCUUUAUAGAAGUAUUGUUCCAUGCAAAUUGACAGCAGGUAAUUUGUUUCCGUUGUCGAUGUCACUUUUCGCCACGGUGGUGCAAACGAGUGUAUCUUAUUUCACGGCAUUUUUAUCGUUGAAAGAUUAAUUCUGAAAUAUAAAUACUUUAUUAGUGACUUCUUGUGACCGAUGUCUU